This is a messenger RNA of Fusarium proliferatum ET1, 744 nucleotides long. RefSeq lists its product as uncharacterized. Gene Ontology annotation, biological process: regulation of DNA-templated transcription. The coding region runs from base 1 to 744 and encodes 247 amino acids. The transcript is spliced from 3 exons. NCBI's taxonomy places the organism in Eukaryota, Fungi, Ascomycota, Sordariomycetes, Hypocreales, Nectriaceae. Gene Ontology annotation, molecular function: DNA-binding transcription factor activity. The record is from RefSeq and is a predicted model, not a curated record.
AUGUCCAUAUUUAUGACACAACCCGCCUACGCCUAUGCGGCAGCUCCUCCACCUCCUAGAAAAUACUCGGGAAUAAGCAGUGCUUUUAGUGCUUCUGCUAACCCCGAUGAGGACUGGACUAAGAUCUCUGACCUUACUGAGCGCCGAAGAAUACAGAACCGCAUUGCUCAGCGCAACUACCGCAAGAAGCUCAAGCGCCGCCUUGAAGACCUCGAGCGGCGUGCUGGUUCUGACGAUGCGGAGUCUGAUAAGCAGCUACAGAAGCCUACUGAGUCGAAGAAAGGACUUCAAUCUUUGAGUGGGAUUCGCAACAGAGAUACAAUAUCAAAAGAUAACACACGGGGAGAUGAAGCGCGGAUGGGUGAUCUUCUAGCCACUUUUGGAAGAAGGGCAAUGCGACUAAAACCUCAAGCGCUCUCUUGGAAACAGCAUAUAGUAGGACCGGGCUUUGAGCAGAAAAACGGCCGGGUUUUUGAGGUACCUCAAAGCUCCGAGCGUCGCCCCCAAGUCCUGCGUACCAACAUCUAUGACUCUUACAUUGAUUCCACCUAUGACAAGGAUGACAUGUUAAACAACACCAACCUGCUUCUUGCUGAAGACGAUCAUGAAAGCCAUGGGGGACAUAGUGGCUUUGUUGUCCAGAAUAUAGAUGGAGACCAGUGGAUUAAACCGACUGUAGUCCACUACUCACAGAUAUGGAAGACACUGUUCCAAGACAGGUUAAUGGCAUUGAGAUCCGGAUGA